ACGCGCCACAUUCACAAAACUACAUAUUCACAUAGAAUAUAGUGGUUAGUUACACACAAUUAUUUAUACACACCUGUCUACAGAAUUGUGUCAGUAUGUACGGUGUAUAAUAUAUAGAUACACACACACACACACAUAUAAAUAUAUAUAUUUAUAUACUCACACGCAUACAUGAUAUCACAACUACUGAUUCCACUGCGGUAUUUACAAUUUAUUGGAGAGAAGGACUUACAGGAGAAGAUGCUAGCAGAUAUGUGGAACCAUAGACGGAAUUUAUUAAUGAAGAGUAGAGCAACAUCGACGCCUCCUCCACGUAUCAACUUGUUCAAUUAAAUUCUAACUGUUUUCUCUAUUAAUGUUAGAUGAGAUGAACGUAUAAUACACACUUCAAGCUAUGAACAACAUCACAAUAUCCUGUUCCUUUUUCUUUCUUUCUAUCUAAAUAUUUAAUCUGUGUGAACCACUUUUUAUUACUAUGAAUCUGUUGAAAACUAAACUAUACACAGCAUCUAUGCUCUGUGUGUGUAUAUAAAUAUACACAGUUAAAAGAGAUUAAGGUGUAUAUAUUUAUGUGUGUGCGUGUAAGAGCAAGACAGAAAGAUACCGUGUUCAUGAAUUCGUUAAUUGUUCCUACAUCAAAUAUAGCUAAAGAAGACAUGCCCUUGACGUGUUAAGUGCUGAAUUUUGGGAACCAGAUUUCAUUUCAAAUUGCUAAAAAUAAAUCGUGACACAAUGGACAUUUUAUCUCGAGUAAAUUCUGAAUUGGAUGAGGAAGAACAUUCUUAUGAAAACGAUCUUCAACUUGCAGCUGAGAUUGGCAAAGCUCUCCUAGAGAACAACAAAGAACUUGAAAGCCAGACUGUGCAUUUACAGACUAUUAAUGCCGAACAGGCACAGGAACUGGAUUUUUUAAACAAACAAUUGGAAGCUUUGCGUCAGGUGAAUGAAUCUAGAAUGCGCAUUUAUGAAGAACUAGACAAGAAUGUUCAGGAGCUGGAAAAAACAAAUCAAAGACUAGUCAUGGAUCACCGAGCUGACAAACAAAGAAUAGAAAGGUAAAUGGCAUUUUUUUG
Octopus bimaculoides (California two-spot octopus) is the source of this 1073-nucleotide messenger RNA. RefSeq names its product cerebellar degeneration-related protein 2-like. NCBI's taxonomy places the organism in Eukaryota, Metazoa, Mollusca, Cephalopoda, Octopoda, Octopodidae. The record is from RefSeq and is a predicted model, not a curated record.